CUGCAUCGAUUGUGUGUCAGACGAUGUUGCCGCACUAUCGACAUCUCCUCCGUGCUAUUGUGCGAUCUGGCCCCGGGUUGUCCUUCCGAGCACCGAUGAACUUAUAACACCUCCGCUUCCGCUCGCUGCAUCCUCGCAACACCAUCCCUACCUGCAAAGCUUCCACACUCAUCAUGCCCAUCCUCGGCUGGCAUAGAGGCGAGCGCAUCAUCCAAGAGCGGCUCGGCUUUGGAGCCAGCAUGUCCAACAACUACACUUGGAUUCGGGACUUCAUGCCUGAUCAACAUCGUGAGUUCCACAGCACACGGCUACCCUUCAUUCCUGUCACCACGCUCGACGACCGAGGCCGUCCAUGGACGUCCAUCUGGGCCGGCAAAGCCGGCGAGCCAGGCUUCGUCAACAGCUCCUCGCCCAAUCACAUGGACAUGGAGAUCAAGGUCUGGGAGGGAGACCCCUUCUGGGACAACCACACGCUGUUCAAUGGCGAAAAACUGCUCGCAGCGGGCAUCGGCAUCGAGUUUUCCACUCGUCGAAGGAACAAGUUCGCAGGACAUGUUUACGCAAUGCAAAAGGACAACAAUGUAUUCCAACUGAAGCUCAUAGUCAAUGAAGCCAUAGGAAAUUGUCCAAAAUACAUCAACAUCCGCACACUCGAUCCUUACCCCGACACAUUACCUGUCAUCGUCCACAAGUGCGACAACUUGCCGGAAGAUGGGCGUUUACCGGAUGAACUAGUCGAGUUCGUUCGCGAGUGCGACACCAUUUUCAUUGGCUCUUCAUACGAGGCAUCGCCUGAGGAAGCAAAAAUGUUCCCCUCGCAUGUGGGUGCGAAUCAACGAGGCGGAAGACCAGGCUGGGUCCGUAUGAGAUCAGACGGGAGGACGGUUGUUAUUCCGGAUUACUCGGGCAACCGUGUGCUGAGUUCGCUGGGCAAUAUCGAGGUCACACCUGUUGCCAGCGUCACCAUCGUAGACUUCGCGACCGGGGACACACUCUAUAUCACUGGAAAGGCGCAUACAGCUGUAGGGCAGGAGGCGCAGGCCAUCAUGCCACGUCAGGGGGUGAUAACCCUUCUUGAAGUCACCGGAUAUCGUUUCGUUCGCGAUGCUCUCCCCGUUCGCCAGCGACCUGGCACGGAGCCCGAGCGCAGCCCUUAUAGCCCUCCGGUGCGUCUACUCGCGGAGGAGAUGGCAAAUGGAUCCAAGUUUUUCGAAGAGGAGGUUUCGGUCACCCUCACCCGCGUGCGCGUUCACAGCGCAGACCUUGCCACGUUCACCUGGGAAACAAGCAAGCCCCUCAACAUUCGACCUGGCCAGACCGCAGUCCUCGACUUCUCUGACUUGGUCGGUAAAGCUGGGUACCAGCACAUGGCCGACCUCAAGCCGUCCGCUGUCAACGACGACCGUGUCCGAACGUGGACCAUCUCCAGCGCACACCUCGCGCCGGAAGGCACGAAGACGUUUGACCUCACGAUGCGCGAGAUUCCGAACGGAACCAUCACCGGCGCCCUGUUCGCCACUGUACGCAAGCUGCAGGAGCUGCGCCCCGAGAUACUCGACGAUGCGCGCCAGAUCGGACUUACGGUCAAGCUCGUCGGCAUCUCAGGCGACUUCUACCUCGGGCUCCCGCCCACGCCAGGCGCGCCGCUCCCUGAGGACUCGAAUGAGAAGAUGCUCUGGCUCGCGGGAGGCAUCGGGCUCACACCGUUCCUGAGCAUGCUCAACGCUAUCGCGCACGCGGCGGCGUCUGACGCGCACUGGGAUGUCGUCCUCGUGGUCGCGACCCGCGAGCCUGAGGUGCUCCUCCCGCUCAUCGCAGAGUCGCUCGGCACUGGGACGGAGAACCUCCGCCUCGCUAUACACGUCUACUCUUCGAGCAGGCCCGCGCCUGACUUCCCGCAGCCGGCGCCCAAGGACGGGCUCGAGAUUACGUGCGAUGUUCACCCGGGCAGGAUCCCCGAGAGCUUCUUCGCAAGCAUGGAGGACCUGACUUCCCGUAAGACGUACAUGUGUGGGCCGGGGCCUUUCGAGCUGGGGAUGUCGGAUAUGCUUGGCAAGCAUGGCGUUACGUCUAUUGUCAGGGAGUCCUUCCAGUACUAAGCACGGAAUUUGUCUUUCUCUUCGUUUUCUUCUUGUCGACGUGCACGGUUUUCAAAAUCCAAGGACCAAUUCAGGGAAUUGUAUAUUAGCUUACUUACUGUACUUGAAGUUGUAAUUGGUUUGACGUGGUCUUGGUGCU
Messenger RNA from Phanerochaete carnosa HHB-10118-sp, 2238 nucleotides. RefSeq lists its product as uncharacterized. Gene Ontology annotation, molecular function: oxidoreductase activity. Lineage: Eukaryota; Fungi; Basidiomycota; Agaricomycetes; Polyporales; Phanerochaetaceae. The coding region runs from base 174 to 2099 and encodes 641 amino acids. The record is from RefSeq and is a predicted model, not a curated record. The transcript has 3 exons.